AUGCUGAUUCUGUUCCAUGCCGUGAUCGCCCCGUUGCUUUGCAUCGUUCGUGGUGUCCAGGAGGGCUCUCUCGUCAACAUUACGGAGGUCACAGAUGCGGACCUCUUCUCCCCACGGGUCUCCCUUUCCUCCCAGGAGCCCUGGGCCUCCCCCUUGGCCGAAGACUCCAAUCAUCAAGAGUGGUUGAUGUGUGACAGCGUCAGUACGUGGGUGACGGACAAGCGAACGGCGGUGGACAUUGACGGCAGAAACGUGACCGUGCUUUCUGCAGUCCCGACUCCGAAAGGCACGCUCAAGCAGUAUUUCUACGAGACCAAGUGUAAUCCUGCAGGGGCCACCGAAGGAGGUUGCCGGGGGGUGGACCAGCGCUACUGGGUCUCUGAGUGCCAGACGAAACAGUCAUAUGUCCGGGCCCUCACUCUGGAUUCUCACGAGGGUGUGGGCUGGCGCUGGAUCCACAUCGACACCUCUUGUGUCUGCUCCCUGUCUGUCCGCACUGGCCAGAAGUAG
Molecule: messenger RNA, 510 nt
Organism: Euleptes europaea (tarantolino)
Lineage: Eukaryota; Metazoa; Chordata; Lepidosauria; Squamata; Sphaerodactylidae
Product: brain-derived neurotrophic factor-like
Exons: 1
Coding region: 1-510 (169 amino acids)
Biological process (GO): nerve growth factor signaling pathway; neuron projection morphogenesis; positive regulation of peptidyl-serine phosphorylation
Molecular function (GO): nerve growth factor receptor binding; growth factor activity
Source: RefSeq, a predicted model, not a curated record